Molecule: messenger RNA, 3311 nt
Organism: Fusarium odoratissimum NRRL 54006
Lineage: Eukaryota; Fungi; Ascomycota; Sordariomycetes; Hypocreales; Nectriaceae
Exons: 2
Coding region: 839-1663 (274 amino acids)
Biological process (GO): fungal-type cell wall organization
Cellular component (GO): plasma membrane; cell cortex of cell tip
Source: RefSeq, a predicted model, not a curated record
AUGUUUUUCUUGCAAGUCGUAAAUCCAAGAAGUUUUCUUGGGCGCCUAUUCGAAAUGUUUCCAUUCCUUUUGACCUGCUACUCAAUAUGUACUAUACUUAGGCCUUUACCAACUGCGUGUGUCAUAAUACGGGCGGCUGUCGAGGUUCUUCAUCCAGCUUCAAUAGACAGAUAGAGAUCUAUUCGCUCAGCUUUCCCAGGUUCUGAUGCCCCUUACCCACGGACCCCAUAAGCCUUCCCUUUGCCGCUGCAUUGUCGCUCCCCAGGGGGGCUGUAUUGCAGGGGACAUUCCACCAAAAGCACAUAAGCUCUCCACUGAUGGAGGUCGUCUAUCCCUUUUAGGUCAAGGUUUCGGAAGGGCCCACGACCCUUUUGGCGCCUCUUCGAUCAUGGAUUGCAUGGAUCCAUGUCGUCUGGCAAGAUCCUUGGAAUUGGGAUUUUCCCUUCAUCAUGACGAUUGCUCCACUAUCUCUGUGAAAGCGGUCGCUCCUUGCUCGCUCCUCCAAGUACCUUACAGCUGGCGUUGAUCAUUUGGCUGGCCCACUUCGCAACGCAUUUCUCUACUGCACCUUCUUCAUUAUCCUGUCGCUACCUUUCUUUUGUUCUCUGGAUUGCGAAGCCUUUCGUAACCCCAUUUGUUUCUUAUGUUCUGUUUGUGGAUCGUGUUGACAUUCAACCGCACACCACUCCGCGACUAUCCUUUCCUUUCGUCUUUCUUGUUCUGUUCAUUAUUUGUUUCAUCACUGGUAUUUUGCAGCACAGCACGCAAUUAGAAGGCAUCACCAACAAACGAAAGAGCCCUUUGGUAGCUCACUCCGAUACCGCAGUGCCCAGGUACGAUGGCGAACGUGCAUAGGCGAAACACAGCUUUCGCUGCUAGCACGCUAUACUUUCUGUCGAUACCCUUCUUGAUUCUCGUCAUAAUCGGUAAUACCCAUAUCAAUUCGACAUUGAACGACAUAUACUUCUUUAAGCUUGACGUUUCUCAAGUUAUACCAAUCUCGGUCGAUAAUUCGAAACUGCUUAAUUCUGUCGCUCGGAGUUUAGGUCUGCAUGAUUUCUACCAGGUUGGACUAUGGAACUUUUGCGAAGGUUACAAUGAUGAGGGCGUUACCUACUGCUCUAACCCUAAACAGUGGUACUGGUUCAACCCUGUCGAGAUUCUUGUCAGCGAACUACUCGCCGGAGCCCAGAUUGCACUCCCUGCUGAGGCCGUCACCGUCCUCAACUUGCUCAAGAUAGGCUCUAGAAUCAUGUAUGGAUGUUUCAUGGCCGGCAUAUGCAUCGACUUUGUCCUUAUUCCGCUAAGCCUCCUCGUUAUUCGCACCCGUUGGUGGAGUUUGGUUAUAACAGUUCUUGCGUUCUGUACAGCGAUUCUUAUUUCGCUCGCAGCUAUCAUUGCAACUGUCAUAAGUGUUGCUGCUAAGGUCGCACUCACGGCGCAGGAUCAACUCAAUAUCAAGGCAAACAUUGGCAUCAAGAUGUUUGUCUUCAUGUGGUUGGCUGCUAUCUUCACCGAUGUGGCAUUCCUGCUACAUGCUGCCAUGGGUUGCUGUUGUAGACCUAAUAGGGAUAAGCCGCAGGGUCCCCAAGAAGAGAUGAGGGCAGCGCAUCCAAACCUUCGUCAUCGAAGAGGGCAUAGGUCUUCAUCACAUUCGUCAUAGGACGCUAUGUGGAUCUAACUUCAACUUCGAGGCCCUGCUGAUGAACAAAUUUGGUAUGGAAAGAACACCUUCGGCCCAGACUUCCAAGAUGGUCGAGAAACUAGACGCCUUGAAGUUCUGGGACCCAAGACAUGAAAUCAAAAGCCUGCGCGAUAACCAGGAUUGCGCGCUUAUUUAGACUGUUUGGUUCAUUGCAUUACACAGAGCAGGGAACAAUUGCAUAAAGCAUACUCAAUUUAGGUGUUUUUCGACUUGAGUACAAGGGAUGCAUAGUACAUAGGAUUUCACGGUAUAGACGGGCGAGCAAGGUCAGGGGAUAGGCCUUCCAAAAUGACUGCGUUGGGUUGUUUCCCUCGCAGACGACAUUCUUCCACGGCGCUGAGGCUCAAAUAAUAGAAUAUAUAUUGAAGAAAACUUAGCGUCAUAAUAAUCUUUUCUGUAUCCAACUAAGCCUUUUAUCAUGUGAGGAUCUCCAUUUAAAUACUUGAUGGUCUCAUUAGAGUGCCUCAGAGAACUGCUGACACUAUCUUGAGCCCGAGACACUCAGCCUCCUACAACCUGGCAAACAACUCAUGAACUUUGUACGUCACCUAAAAUGCCACGAGAUUUCAAGUCAUCAUGAUGAUUAUAUUUCAGCACAAAGAUUGACAAACACAAGAUCAUGUCUCGUGCACCUGAUAAUGAAUUAAUGAUACGAUCAUUGAAAGAACAGUUCUUUACUUCUUGUAUGUUCUGCUAGCACACUUACUCAUGCAAGAAUCACCACUAGCCUCACAAAACCAGAAGAAAGUCUAUUGUGACUGUCACGCCGUUGGCCAAUAUUUCAGUCUUGAUGGUCGUGAUCUUGUCAUACGCGGUCUAAGCAGCACUAUACGACAUGCUCAAAGCUCGAGCUCGUAUCGACAUCCUUGAAAGGGGUGUCGAUGGCAUUCACUUCAGAAUACUUCUUGCCCACUUUCGUAGAGAAAUUCACACCCACAAGAUCAAACUUGUUCAAGAACCCGAUUCUUUGGCAGAGAAGAUACUGGGGCGAGAGGCGACUAUUGGAGAAGCACUCUCGAGGCACUGCGCACAAAAUGAGAACGAAAGACGUCAUUCAAACCAUUGCAAGAACGGUCAAUGAAGGGACAUAGGAGGGAUGCACGACCUGAGCCUAUGACUCUGUACAAGACUGGCAGGCAAUGACAAAUUGAAGCUCCAGGACAACCAAGAGCUUACCAUGCACAAGAUGAUGCAUUACGGCCACUACCAUCAUCCUAGCGAGGGCACAUGGGGUGACAAGAUACCUAGGAAUAUUGAAGAAACGACUCUCGAGAUCAAUGGGAGAAUUGGCCAACCAGAAGUGGUAUUAUAGAGAAGGCAUACUUAUCACUUGUCCUACACUCCAUGAUAGGCCCAGGAUACGCAGAAAGAAACAUGAAUACAGAGUUAUGGAAGAGGAAUAGAACCAGGCAUUAGAGCAAUAGUGACAAAUGGUAAAUUGAGCUCAAGACAUGUCCUUCAAAGUUGAGAAAUUCGAACAAAAAGAGGAAGAGAUAAUCAGGGGCAGAAGACGAAAUCGGGGGGUAGGAGACCCUCAUCAAUUGGUGUUUGACCACAGCCAGUCAUUCUUUGAUUAACUAUCUAAUGAAUCUAAAGUAAUACGCCG